Molecule: messenger RNA, 5592 nt
Organism: Micropterus salmoides (largemouth bass)
Lineage: Eukaryota; Metazoa; Chordata; Actinopteri; Centrarchiformes; Centrarchidae
Gene: kcnv1
Product: potassium voltage-gated channel modifier subfamily V member 1
Exons: 4
Coding region: 219-1715 (498 amino acids)
Biological process (GO): potassium ion transmembrane transport; protein homooligomerization
Cellular component (GO): voltage-gated potassium channel complex; membrane
Molecular function (GO): protein binding; voltage-gated potassium channel activity
Source: RefSeq, a predicted model, not a curated record
CUUCCUCCCGCGGUCACUCUGAGACUUUUCUCUGCAUUUGAGGAUACACGUGUAACUUUCUCCGUUUCUGUCAUCAUGUGAUCAUUUCUAGAAAACAUAUUUGCGUUGGAUUUUACUUUGUAGGAGGAUUCGUGAAGAUUUGGAGUGCUCAUCAAACAGAGAUGUUCAACAACCUCUUCAGUUAGAUCAGCUCCUCCCGGCCUCCCUCCUCCUCCACCAUGAGCCUGCUCUCCUGCUCAGUGGCGAGGGCGGAGCUCUACAGCGAGGGUGCCUCCCCGGUGUCUCUCGACUCCAGUGUAUUCUUCAGUGAGACGACGGCGUCCUGCUCCAGAGACCAUCUUGACUUCUUCAUCAUCAAUGUUGGGGGAAGUCGUUACGUGCUGUCGCAGGAGCUGCUGGCGUCCUACCCGGAGACCCGGCUGGGGAAACUAGCCUGCUGCAGCCGAGACUCAGCGCUGGAGCUCUGCGACGAUGCCGACCUCCUGGAGAAUGAGUUCUUCUUUGAUCGGAACGCGCAGACCUUCCAGUAUGUGAUGAACUACUACCGGACGGGUCACCUGCAUGUGAGGGAGGAGCUAUGUGAGAUGUCCUUCCUGCAGGAGAUUGAGUAUUGGGGCAUCGACGAGCUUUGCAUCAACCCCUGCUGCCGCGAACGUUACUACCGCCGCAAGGAGCAGAAGGAGACCUUCGACGUAUAUCGAGAGUUUGAGGCCCACGACGAUGAUGAGGAUUUUGUGGGUGCCGCCUGUCCGGCUCUCCGUCGCCGCCUGUGGGACCUGCUGGAGAAACCAGAAUCAUCACGCGCUGCUCGCACCUUUGGCUCCCUCUCUGUCUUCUUUGUGGUGGUGUCGGUUAUCAACAUGGUGCUCAUCUCGCUGGACGUUGGGGAGGACUUCGGUGUGAGCGGCGUCGGUGCACCGCUGCUGUUCGAUGCGCUGGAGUAUGUGUGCGUGGUUUGGUUCACGGGUGAGCUGGCACUUCGGUUCCUCUGCGUGAGGGAUAAGUGCCGCUUCAGUCGGAGUAUUCCCAACAUGAUCGACCUGCUGGCCAUCCUGCCGUUCUAUGUGACGCUGGUGGUGGAGAGCCUCCAUGGAGGGAGCACAGAGCUGGAGAACAUGGGCCGCGUGGUGCAGGUCCUCCGACUCCUGAGGUCGCUCCGAAUGUUGAAACUGGGACGACACUCGACAGGCCUAAAGUCUCUGGGGUUGACCAUCGCUCAGUGCUACGAGGAGGUUGGCCUCCUGCUCCUCUUCCUCGGUGUCGGCAUCUCCAUCUUCGCCACGGUCAUCUUCACUCUGGAGCACGACUCUCCUGCCACCACCUUCAGCAGCGUGCCGGCCGCCUGGUGGUGGGCGACCACCUCCAUGACCACGGUCGGCUACGGAGACAUCCGGCCCGACACAGCUGUGGGGAAGGUGCUGGCCUUCCUCUGCAUCCUGUCUGGGAUCCUGAUCCUGGCGCUCCCCAUCGCCAUCAUCAACGAGCGCUUCUCCGCCUGCUACUUCACCCUGAAGAUGAGGGAGGCGGCGGCGCGGCACGGCGAGAUGCUGAAGAGGCUGGCCCGUGGCUCGGUGGGGGGGGCGGGCGUGGGAGGAGUGCGAGGAGGCGUGAACCUGAGGGACGCUUACGCCCGGAGUGUCCUGGAGAUGUUGAAGCUGCAUGGGCGAGAGAGGGCGAGCACCCGGAGCAGCGGAGGGGAAGAACUGUGGUGGUAGAACCAGGAGACGAAACUCAGACUGGCCCAGACCUGAUGGUUGAAGUGACUGCCCUGCAGAGGGGGAAUUUACAACCUCACAAGAGUCAGCGGUUGAAGGGUUCAUGAGUCAGGCACCGAGUGGAUCAAAAGAAUUCCUGAGAAUACUCAAAAGUUCAGUCAAAAGUCAAAAGAUGAGAGUGAUGUGACCUGCACGUCGUGGUGGAGGUCUGGCCACUUUGUAUCGGGACAGAUUCCUAUGCAGAACAAUUUGUUCUGAAAGUUUCCCCUCUUUUGAGUCACAGACAAUUAAAAUAGGUUCAAAGGAUAUGUUUUACUGUGUGCUAGUUUACCGUCCCCCUGGCCCCGCAGGUGCAUUCCUCAUAGACUUCACCAACUUCUUAUCUACUAUAAUUAAAUUAGAGAAGGUUCUAGUAGUUGGAGAUUUUAAUUUACAUGUUGACAAUGUCAGAUCUUUUAUCCAUCACUGAUGCUUUUAACUUUAUUCAACAUGUCUCAGGGCCCACACAUAUUAAGGGCCACACCCUGGACCUAGUUUUCUCACUUGGCCUCCAGAUAGAAAAUGUCUGUGUAGAAGACGUACAUGUGAGUGACCACAGUGUAUUCUUUCAUCUUAACUUCCCAUUGGCCCCGUUGCCCCUGAGACCCAGGGCCCAAAGACAUAUCAUAAAUAAGGAUGUCACCAAGAAGUUCACUGCUCUGUUUGAAUCCGGUAUGUUGUUGGGAUGCCAGGAUGUGGAUGUUUUUAUUUAUUCUUUUAACAACCAAUGCACAGAAAUUUUAGAUAAAGUGGCACCUGUCAAUCCUACCAAGACUGUUCACAAAAAGCAGUGCCCCUGGAUGAACGAAGCCAUACAAUCUAUGAAGAGAAGCUGUCGCAUGGUGGAGCGUCUGUGGAAAAAUGGAAACUUGAGGUCCAUAGACUACACCUCAAGGACCAAAUCGCUUCACUAAAUGAGUUGCUGAAGAACACAAGAACCCAGCCAACCUAAUAGCGACAAAUAAGAAAACCCCCAAAAUAUUGUUUGACACCAUUCACGCUAUUGUCUCCCCAUCUAUCCCUGAAGCUGCUGUAUUUUGUAAAACUGACAGCAAUGAGUUUCUGAAUUUUUUCGUAAAUAGGAUUGCAGAUAUCAGGGCAAAUGUCUCCCAAACUCCUUCCAAUCCUGCUCUGUGACCCACCCCCCUCUUAUUCUUGGUCCUCUUUUAACCCAGUAUCACUGCAUGACAUCAAACGCCUGCUGGAACUGAAACCUUCCUCCUGUUCUACGGAUGUCCUCCCUACUGUGCUCUUUAUACAAGCUUUUGAUUCAAUUGGCCCUAGUAUUGUGAACAUGCUUAAAAUCUCACUUCAAACUGGCAUUGUCCCCAUCUCCUUUAACCAUGCAAUCAUUGAACCAGUACUUAAAAAGUCUAACCUGGACCCAUCAGACCCUAAGAACUAUAGGCCCAUUUCAAAACUCUCGUUUGUGUCAAAAAUUCUUGAAAAAAUAGUAGCAGUCCAACUGACUACCUUCCUUGAGACCCAUGAAUUAUUUGACAAAUUUCAGUCUGGGUUCCGCAAAAAACACUCUACUGAAACCUCUUUACUUAAAAUCUCCAGCGAUAUUAUGAUGGCCGCUGAUUCUGGAAAAUGCACAGUCUUGGUCCUAUUAGACCUUUCCUCAGCUUUCGAUACUGUUGAUCUCAAUAUCAUGCUAAAAAGACUUCACGAGCUGGCAGGGAUGUCUGGAUCUGUCUUAAAAUGGUUUUCAUCUUAUCUGUCUGGCAGAAGUUGUCGGAUAAAGCAGUGUUGUGAUAUGGGGUACCCCAAGGGUCCGUCCUGGGACCUAUCUUAUUUCUCCUGUACAUUCUCUCUCUUGGACAAAUUAUCAGACAGUUCAGCGAUAUAUCUUACCUCCUUUAUGCAGAUGAUAUUCAGCUGUACUGCUCAUUUAAGGCCACAGAUCUCCAUAAAUUAUCCGUCCUAGCAAACUGUUUGAGCAACAUCAAGCAGUGGCUGAAUGAGAACGCUUUGCAACUGAACACAGAUAAGACAGAGACAUUAAUUAUUGCACCUGAUAGCAUUACCCCUUUGAUCAAGCAGUAUUUGGGUGACCUGGGCUCGUCUGUGAAACCGAGCCUCAGGAACCUAGGUGAUGUCUUUGAUUCAGCGAUGUCCCUAGCGCAUCAUUUCAACCAACUAAUUAAAAACUGUUUCUUCCAACUAAGGAACUUAUCCAAACUAAGAUCAAUGGUGUCAAAGAUAGAAUUAGAGAUGAUCAUCCACGCCUUCAUAUCCUCCCGUUUAGAUUAUUGUAAGAGUCUUUUUACAUGCAUGAGUAAUAAAGAACUCACUCGCCUCCAAGCUGUCCAUAACUCAGCUGCUAGACUCUUAACACAUACAAGCAGAAGAGCGCACAUUACUCCAGUCCUAUCAUCCCUUCACUGGCUGCCAGUUCAUUUUAGAAUCCAUUUUAAAAUCUUGGUCCUUACUUUUAGAGCAUUACAUGGUCAAACCUCUUACAUCUUCGACCUGUUACAGCAACAUACCCCCCCCCCAUAACCUAAGGUCAUUAUAUCAGAGGCUGUUGGUAGUUCCCCGUACCCACUUUAAGACCAGAGGAGACCGGUCUUUCCAAGCAGCUGCACCCAGGUUGUGGAAUGCACUCCCCACUUCGUUAUGCAACUGUGUUGUUUCUUUUAAAAAGCAGCUGAAGACUCUGUUAUUCAAACAGGCGUUUGUUAAACAUUAAGCUUGGUUUUAAAGUUGUCUGUCAAUGUGUUUCUGGUGUCUAGCUAGAACUGUAUUUUGUUGUUAUAUUGAGAAGCACCUUGUGAUUUUAUCUGUGAAAAGUGCUAUAUAAAUAAAUUUUACUUACUUACUUACUUACUGUAACAGUUCAGCUACCAGGUCACUCGAAGAGCUGGUGAGCAGCUGAUAUCACUGUUAACAAAUAUUGCAGUAGGCCGCAUUGUGUAAAAUUUUGAUUAAUUGUUCAGCUCUACUGGACGUUGCAUAUGUUUUUUAAUUGCUAACUUGACUGUGGAGCCCAACACGUGCACAAACUACCAUAAAGGUUACCCAGGGCGUUAAAAAGCGACACCAAUGGGUCUUGACCAAUUGUCCAUAUGUGACGAGUUGGAAAUGAGAACGUGUUCUUCUGUUUUGAUGCUUUAUAGAUUGAACAACUAAUAGAUUCAACAAGAAAAUAAUAUGCAGAUUAAUCGAUAAUGAAAAGAAUGGAAGGAGCUUUGAACAAGGGAAAAAAGAAGCAGGUCUCAAAUGCAGCAAAACACACUUUUCUGUGUUGAAUUUGUGGCUCUACCAGGUAUUUUAAUAAGUAACCGGCCCCGCUACAGGGGUCCUGGUCUGUGGUCAAAUGUAGGUUUAAAAGGUAGAUUUUAAGAUUCUGAACAAUUCAUCUUGUUGCUCUUUUUGUGUCACAAACGUGUUUUAAAAGGCUGCAUUUUCAUCACAUCUCAACAGUUCAGUGUGGAGCUUUGGCAGAUGAAAGAUUUCAAGUGAAUUUAUUAUUCUGUUAUGAUGUAACAUGAGUUGACCUGUUUAUACAAAACAUAGAAAUGAAUAACAGUAAAAAUAAACAGUAAUAACUAUACUUAUUAAUUAUAUUUAGUAAGUAACAUUUGAAACGCACCUGUCAAUUUCUACUUUCUGAGUGCAGUUUGGGGUCAUUUGAAAUGUUUGCUCGGCAGAUUCUUUUCCACUUAAUGUAAUGUACAACUUGACCUGAUAAACCAAUCGGCUUGCUUGACGCUCAGGUCCACGUAAUGUGUAGUUGCGAUUUGGCAGGUGUACAUGUUGGUUCCUCUGUGAUUAUAAUUCUCUGUGUAAGUUGGACGUUUGUGUGCAUCUUGGCAGAAACAUAAUAAACUCU